GGCCGAUCCAGCGCCGAUUUUCGUACAUACAGACGCUCCGGACAAAGCCCCGCGAGUCGACUCAGCAGAAGGGGGUAUGCACACGGUCUUGUACUUGUCUCUUUUCUCUUCCUGCUCUCCUCUCGGUUCCCUUUUUUCUUCUUUGCUCGAGGGGAAAGCAUGCGACGGAGCGGGCGACGAAACGCAGUAUCAGCUUCGCGCUGUGGCUUGAGUUCCUUGCCUCUCCCGACGGCUUGUCGGACCGGCUCGCUCGUGACGGCGUGUAUGCAUCCCUCUCACUGAAGCGGCGCUUGAACCGGAGACUUUGCUUGCACCGAAACUGAGUGGAGAGAAAGAGGCGAACCGGUGCCCUCUCCUCAGUCUCCGUUGCACUCUGUCUCCGCUUGGUUCUCUUCUUCUCACGCUUCUCUUCGACCUGAAGGAGAGAAGAGGCAGAAGAGAGACGUUCAGCUCCUCUGCUUUUACGCCGCAUGGGCAUGGACAGCCUUCCCCCUCGCUCUCGUCUGUCUCUUCGCUCUCCUCUUCUCUCGCCUGCUCGCCUCGCUUCCCGCGCCGACGGUCCGUCCGCUAUGAGGGAAGCGCACAGGAGAACUCCGCAGAGGAGGGCGCCUCGACCGAGACAGGCCGAGAGAAAACGAGGAAAGAGGAAAAAACGAUGGAGAUGGGGAGGACGCGAAGUUAACUCCCCACUGAAGGCGUUAAGACUCGAGAGACAUGUGGAGGUGCCGCGCCACUGCCGUCUUCUCUCUCUCAUCGCAUCGCGCGAUUUGCCUUCUUUUGCGUCUCCUGAGAAGUCCUUCUCUCGUGGUCUCCCUUCCCCUUGUUUCUCUCCUUCCUCCUGCCUACGGCUUUCUUCUCGUUCGUCUCUUUCUGAGGUUUUCUCUUCGCCUCGCGAUUUUUCCUCUGGCACUUCUCUCUCUCCUUUUCAGUCUUCUGUCUCCGAACCGUCCCCCCAGUCUCGCGUCGGUGAGACCUCCCACCCAGUUGCUUCUCUCUGUCGUUUCUGCCCAUCUGUGGAGACGGAACUUUGCCAAGUUCUCUGUGCCACCGAACGCAGGCUUUCUCACGCUCUCUGCGGCUUCUCCGCGUGUCUGCCCAGGCCUGUCUCAUGCUCGCUUUCGUCCUCUCCGUCGUCUUUAGCCUCUGCUUCUACCAUGUAUGAUUACUCAUUCCUCUCUUCUUCCUCUUGUCCAGGCUCCCAUCACGUCACGAGAUCCACCUCUGCGUUGUCUUCUUCGUGUCUUCUCCCUCCUCUCUCUCCUUGUCCGUCUCCUUGUCCGUCUCUCUCUUCUUCUCCCGGGACUCGGUGCGUCUUCGCUUGGUCCAAAGGUUGGUUUUUCCUCCUCUUUUGUCUCUUUUUCUUCUCUUCUCCGCAGUCGUGCACCAGUGAGGCCUCGCGCUCGCCUCUUCUCCCUCCGUCCCUGCCCUUCCCCCCUCUCUCUUCUUCUCUCUCUUCUCCUUCUUCUCUCUCUUCUCCAGCGUCUCCCCCUUUUCCGCGCUGUUCUCUUUUUUCUUCAUCUCAUCCUUGUCGUUCCUCUCCCCUCGCUACGCCGCGCAUCCUUCCCUCUCCCUCGUGGAUUCCAUCGUUAUUCGCCGCUUCUCCGGCUCCCUCCCGGUCGCCCUCUCACGGCUUCUCGUCCUCGCGGGAGUCUCCACCUUGUGGACUGCCUACCGGCGCUGUCUCCGAGUCUCUGCGCCUGCGGCGAGACUCGCUCGCGACUUCUUCCUCGAGACUCUUGCUGGUCAAAUGGAUCUUCCCUGUUGCGAAUCCCAACGCACCGCUGCUGGAGGCUCCCGCAGACCUCCCCUGCUUCUCGCGGGUGGCUCCGAAGCCGAUCGGCUCGGCGCCAGGGAAGCGGGGAGGGAGGAGUGAGGAAAAGGGCGGCGCCGUCGCCCAGCAGAGCCAGCGAAUGUCGGACGGAAAUGCGGACGGAGAGGAGGAGGAGGAAGAAGCGAGAGCAGUGUUGACAGGCCAGAUUAGUCACGCAGAGAAGAGGAGAAGCAUGCGAAGGAAGAAGAGCAUGCGAAUCAACUCGAACAUCAAAUUGAAGAAGAAACUCCACCACACAAUCGGAGGGCAAACGGCGGGUGGCGGAGGCAUUCGCACUCUUUCUCUCUUGAAGCAGGGACAAAGAGAAGUCGAGUUUUGGAAGCAGCAAGCGCGAAAAGCGAAAGCAAGAGACACGCGCCAGAGAACGCAUGCGUCCGAGAAAGAAGCAGCAAAACAAGUUGACGGCGCUCCGAGUGAAGAAGGAACAGAAGAACAGGGCCAAGAACAGGGAAAAGAAGAAGAAGAAGAUCGGAUUUUGACGGCUCCUGCCACAGCUUCUGGUUCGGAGAAGCAAACCUCUUUGUCUUCCGAUGCCCCCAGAAAAAGACAGGCGCCUCCCAGAAGAAGAGGAGCUUUCCUUGGAUCCGCAAACAGUUUUGCCUUUUUCUCGCCUUCACUUUCUCGUUCUUUUCUUGCCUCUGACUCGAGACAGUAUUCUUCGUCUCCUCCAUUUUCCUCAUCUUCCCUCUCCGUUUCUUCUCUCCGUUUGUCUCCUUGCUCUUCUUCUUCCCGGUUGUCUUCUCAGUCUCCUUCUUCUCCCUCUUCUUCUCCUGCUUCUUCUCCUUCUUCUCCUGCUUCUUCUUCUUCUUUUCCUGCUUCUUCUCCUUCGCUGGAAAGGAAAGACCAUCGUGAGUUGGGUCGCGAAAUGGGCCUUUUCGUGUUGCCGCCCGCGAGCGAUGUGGGCGCUGUCGGCCCUGUCUUUCUUCCCGAGGGUCGCCAGUUGCUGGCGAACUUGAAAAGCGUUUUGGCGCAGCACCAGCGGCUCCUGCAGUUCCAGCAGGUGGAAACACCCUCGCUGGCGCAGAGCGGCCUUUGGAGGCGAAGCGGGCACUGGACGCACUACCGAGAGAACAUGUGGACCGUCUCAGCGUCGCCUAGAGACGAAGAGAAGGAGAAAGAAGAAAACGGAGACAAGCCCCGAGACGCCACAGCGAGCAGCCUUGACCCCGAGGCGAAAGACUCCCCGACGGGUGGAAAACGAGACAGCGAAGAGGAGAGAGAAGAAGAAAGACGAAGAGAGAUAGAAAACGAGGGAGGAGAUCAGCAGAAAGACAGUGUGUUUCGCCUCUCUCUGAAGCCCAUGAGUUGUCCGCUGCACCUGAGCUACGUCUUUCCGUAUUUGCUGGAGAGACCCUCUCUCUUCUCCCUAGCGAGCUCGAGUCCGCGUCACGACGUCUCUCUGUCGACUUCUCCUUCGCCUGUGACCUCGAAGGAGGAAGGCGCUUUGGAGCGCGAAACCAGGGCGAAGGCUGAAGUGUCCAGACACCUGCCUCUGCGGAUUUCCGAGUUCGGAAGAGUUUUCCGUCGAGAGCGAAGAAGUGCAUUGUGCGGCCUCUUUCGCCUUCGAGAAUUUACUCAAGACGAUGGUCACAUUCUCUGCACCCGUGAGCAGGCGGUCGAGGAGAUCAAGGUCCAGCUGGCAUCCAUUCUUCACCUGUAUGUGCAGGUCUUCGGCAUCUCGCCUGAAGGCGUCAAAGUUUCUCUCGGCUCCAGGCCUGCAAAAGCGUCUCGCCGUUCCGACGCCUCUGCGGAUUCUGAGGACGAGAAGCUGUGGACCCAGGCGGAGGCUUGGCUGCUGGAGGCAGCGAGGGAGGUGCUCCCAAACGCGUCCUCCGUCGAGACAGAGGAAGGCGGGGGUGCAUUUUACGGACCGAAGCUCGACUUCUCUCUCUCCGAUGUUCAGGGGCGGUGGUGGCAAACUGGCACUCUCCAGGUCGACCUCUAUCAACCAGCAUGGAUAGAACGCCUCUUGAGUCGACGGCAUUCCAAUCGCCUCCCGUCUUCUUCUCCUUCUUCCUCUCCGUCUUCUUCUGCUUCUCUUUCUUCUUCUCCUUUCGCCUCCUCUCAGCCUCUUGUUCUUAUUCAUCGUGCGGCAGUGGGGUCUUUAGAGCGUUUCCUCGCGCUUCUUCUAGAGCUCCGAAACGGCGAUUUGCCAGUCUGGCUGGCACCUGUCAAAGUAGGACGUCGGGUGGCAGUAGAUCUUCUCUCGUUCCUUUGGUUUUCGGAGAAAAGGAACCUUUUCUGUCUCUUCUUUCCGCCCUAA
Molecule: messenger RNA, 4094 nt
Organism: Toxoplasma gondii ME49
Lineage: Eukaryota; Apicomplexa; Conoidasida; Eucoccidiorida; Sarcocystidae
Product: tRNA ligase class II core domain (G, H, P, S and T) domain-containing protein
Exons: 7
Coding region: 471-4094 (1207 amino acids)
Biological process (GO): threonyl-tRNA aminoacylation
Cellular component (GO): mitochondrion
Molecular function (GO): ATP binding; threonine-tRNA ligase activity
Source: RefSeq, a predicted model, not a curated record